Messenger RNA from Urocitellus parryii (Arctic ground squirrel), 1203 nucleotides. NCBI's taxonomy places the organism in Eukaryota, Metazoa, Chordata, Mammalia, Rodentia, Sciuridae. The record is from RefSeq and is a predicted model, not a curated record.
AUGUACUAUAAAGAUGCCCAGGGUGCUCAGGGAAGAGGAACUGGGUGGGACGCGGUCCAGGAGAGACAGUCUCCACUGCUCCGGCCAGCAGGGGUCAUCCCGUCCUUCGCGGGGCCCGACUGCCCUCGGAAAGCGACCAGAGCCUCUGGCGCUGUUGGGCGGCGAGCUACUCGGAUCAGCCGGAUCAGCCGAGGCUUUGGGCGCGCUGAGUUGCCUCUUCCUGGGCCCCUGAAAUGGACCAGUCGGCGGGAUCCGGACCGAUCCGGGUCUCAGAGCCCUCUCCACUGGGCCGGGGCGCUGAGGCGUGAGUUGGGGAGUGGCCCAGGCGCCCGAGUCCUCCGGCAGCAGCCGACCCGCCUUUGUCUUGGGGCCUCCCCUAGAGCAACAGCAGCGAGCACUGCGCGRGCCUGCAGCGGUGAGCGGCGGCGGGAGAGACUGGGGAGUCUUGUGGCUGCGGGCGUGAGCCGCGGGGCCCAUCCGCGGAAAAUCGGCAACUCUGUCUCCAUGGAGGCAGAUACAGAAAAGCGGCCGCUCAGGCUUAAGACCAGGCCUGUGGGCUGCGGGAUACCGGACCUUCUGUUCACCUCGCGCUGGAUUACACCAAAACCUUCUGCACCUCCAAAUGCCCACUGCGCAGAGAGGUUUGGAGGCUCCAGGGACGCGGCAGAAGAAAACACAGAUUCYUCGAAUUCCACCGCUCCCUGAAUGAUUUCAUAUCCCAAACUAUUGCUGCUCACUCCGACAGAAAUGUGUCCCCGCGGGCGUCGCCCUAGCAGCUCGCAGCCGGUAGCUCGACGCCCUCCUCUUGCCCAGCUUGGCGGGUUCCGCUUCCCCGCCCCGGCCAGCCAGGCCGCUCGACCGGCCCCUCCCGCCCGGAAGCCGGUCCUGCGCCAGGCCCACUUGCCCGAACCGAAGUCUAGCGGUGGGAUGCCCCUCUGUGCAGUCAACCUACAGUCAGAUCUAGAGGCGCUAAAGAAUGUGCAGGACAUUCGGACUGGAUUGGUCUUUUUGUGCYUAAUUGAUUAAGGGGCCUCGAAGCUGCAGAGAGGAGCAUCCCUCAGCUGCAAAUUCCGUAUCACWGCAUUUCCAACAUCUCAUUUCCCGUCUUCAAGAUGCAUUAAUGAGCGCUGUUGAAAUUUUAAUUUUUAUAAUUUUUAUUUGGGGGUUACUUUGGUCAUAAAGAUAAACAGGGUGUGACUUUAA